AUGUGGCUUCCAUCAGCCGUUAUUUCUUUGCUCUUUGCUACUACGCUUGGUCACUCUACGCACCAUGUAGAGCAGGAUUUCUCGCCAAAGCGUUUGAAUAAAUUACAAGAAAAAUGGGGCACUGAUUGGGGGUUCUCUGGUGUCUCGACUUACGCACACCUCGAGCACACGCGCUGCUUAACCCACCCUGAGGCUGCAUUCGAUAUUGGAAUCAUAGGUGCACCCUUUGACACAGCAGUAUCCUAUAGACCAGGCGCCCGAUUCGGUCCUCGAGCCAUUCGUGCAGGCUCCGCCCGCCAAACAUCUUUCCGAGGCUUCAAUCCGCGCGCGAAUCUCAAUCCAUAUACGUCGUGGGCCAAGAUUGUGGACUGCGGAGACAUCCCAAUCACGCCUUUCGAUAAUGCAUUAGCUUUGAAGCAAAUGAGCGAGGCAUUUGUGGAGUUAGGCACUAGGGCAUCAUCUGAGAAGUCACAAGCGAGCGGGUCAACAUACCUACAGAAGCCAAAGCUCCUUACACUAGGAGGAGAUCACAGCAUUGCGCUUCCAGCUUUAAGGGCUUUGAAGCAGGCGUAUGGGAAGCCUGUUGCCGUAGUUCACUUCGAUGCUCACUUAGAUACCUGGCACCCUGCAAAAUAUCCGUCUGCAUGGAUUGACCCUGAAGAUGAAAGCACACAAUCUUUCUUCAAUCAUGGCAGCAUGUUCUGGCUUGCAGCAACGGAGGGCUUGAUUGCUAACGGCUCUUCUGUUCACGCUGGGCUACGAACACGUCUUUCUGGCGACGACGCCACCGACCACGCAGACGACUCGCAGCAGGGCUGGAUUCGUAUUGCUACGGACGACAUCGACGAAAUUGGUGUUAAAGGUGUCAUCCAAUCUAUCAUGGACCGCGUAGGCACAGAAACACCGGUGUACCUCAGUAUUGAUAUCGAUGUGAUCGAUCCGGGUAUGGCACCAGCUACAGGUACUCCGGAACCAGGAGGCUGGACCACGAGGGAGCUUAUCCGGAUACUCAGAGGGAUCGAAACGAUGAAUGUCAUCGGAGCCGACAUUGUUGAGGUCUCUCCUGCCUAUGACAGCGCGGCCGAAACCACUGGCCUGGCGGCUGCUCAGGUCGCAUACGAGAUUAUCACCAGCAUUGUCAGGAAAGGCUUGAUUGAGCAGGAAAAGACAGGCAAGAAAACUGGAAGCGUUCGUGACGAGCUAUGA
Messenger RNA from Didymosphaeria variabile, 1206 nucleotides. RefSeq lists its product as uncharacterized. Bases 1 to 1206 code for a protein of 401 amino acids. Lineage: Eukaryota; Fungi; Ascomycota; Dothideomycetes; Pleosporales; Didymosphaeriaceae. Gene Ontology annotation, molecular function: metal ion binding; agmatinase activity. The transcript has 2 exons. The record is from RefSeq and is a predicted model, not a curated record.